Molecule: messenger RNA, 1003 nt
Organism: Dendroctonus ponderosae (mountain pine beetle)
Lineage: Eukaryota; Metazoa; Arthropoda; Insecta; Coleoptera; Curculionidae
Gene: Dpm1
Product: dolichol-phosphate mannosyltransferase subunit 1
Exons: 4
Coding region: 130-915 (261 amino acids)
Biological process (GO): GPI anchor biosynthetic process; protein O-linked glycosylation via mannose
Cellular component (GO): endoplasmic reticulum membrane
Molecular function (GO): dolichyl-phosphate beta-D-mannosyltransferase activity
Source: RefSeq, a predicted model, not a curated record
GUAGAUCGGUAGGUUCUUUGACAAAUCGGUAGAUCUACCGAAAAAUCGGUAGACUUGGCAUCUCUGCACAUAAUCUUUAGCCAAGUUGACUAGGGUCCAUACUGAAUAUCUAGGGUAUUUUUUACUUUUAUGACGGCGACAUUGUCAUUUAGGUUAUAUUUAUUGUUAUUGUUGUCAUUGACGUGUCCUACUAUGGCCCCAAAUAACAAGUAUUCCAUCCUGCUCCCCACAUAUAAUGAGGUGGAGAAUCUGCCCAUCAUUAUCUGGCUCUUAGUGAAGCACAUGAAUAGCAGUGGGCACUCCUACGAAAUCAUUAUAAUUGAUGAUGGGAGCCCCGACGGAACUCUUGAAGCUGCCGAACAGUUGCAGCGGAUCUAUGGUAAAGAGAAAAUCGUGCUGAGGCCCAGAGAGAAAAAACUGGGCCUUGGCACUGCCUACAUUCAUGGUGUAAAGCAUGCAACUGGCAAUUUUGUUAUUAUUAUGGAUGCUGAUUUGAGCCACCAUCCCAAAUUUAUCAAAGAAAUGAUUGAAAAGCAAAAAUCCAACGACUAUGAUGUGGUUACUGGAACCAGAUAUGUGGGCACUGGCGGCGUUUAUGGGUGGGAUUUUCGAAGAAAACUGAUAUCACGAGGCGCCAAUUUACUCACUCAAAUCCUCUUGCGUCCAGCUGUUUCCGAUCUCACUGGGUCAUUCCGCCUGUACAAAAAGGACGUGUUGGAAAGCCUGACGAAUAGUUGCAUAUCAAAGGGAUACGUUUUCCAGAUGGAAAUGAUCAUUCGGGCCAGGCAGAAAAAUUAUACCAUUGGCGAAGUCCCCAUUAGCUUUGUAGAUCGUGUCUAUGGGGAGUCGAAACUGGGUGGCUCUGAAAUCGUCCAGUUUGUCCGUGGGCUGGUGUAUUUGUUUGCCACUACUUAAGCCCAACUGCCCAAGAUUCCACUUAUUUUUAAAGCUKUGUUUUAUCUCCCUGAAUGUAUUUAUUUUCAAUAAAACCCGUUGGCCCAUA